UGAAAUAUUGUUUAUCUGAUUAUUCAGACCAAACACGGAGAAACAAAAAUAAACACAAAACUUCAAGAGUUUCGUUUUAGCUUAAAGAUAUAUCAUUUGGUGCUAAGUUUAAAGAUGGCUGAUCAUUUGAGUUUAUGUACCGAUCGUCUCAUAACAUCUGAGAGCUUGAACUCAGAGAAAGAUUCUGAGUCUUCAGAUUCUUCUGGAGAAAGUUCUUACCGGCCUCAAGGCACAGACUUGGCUUCUUCAUCUGUGAAUGAAGCUGAGGAACCUAGAGAGUAUUACGCGGUUGCGGAAGAGGAAGAACCACUUCUUCAAUCUGUGGAGUGUCGUAUUUGCCAGGAGGAAGAUACUACUAAGAACCUUGAGGCUCCUUGUGCUUGUAAUGGCAGUUUGAAGUAUGCUCACCGCAAGUGUGUUCAGCGUUGGUGUAACGAGAAAGGCGAUAUAACCUGUGAAAUAUGUCACCAGCCUUAUCAACCUGGAUAUACAGCACCUCCGCCUCCUCCUCCUGAUGAAACUAUAAUUCAUAUCGGUGACGAUUGGGAGAACGGAGUUCCCUUGGACUUGAGCGAUCCACGCAUUCUGGCAAUGGCUGCAGCAGAACGUCAUUUCUUGGAAGCUGACUAUGACGAGUAUUCUGAGUCUAACUCAAGCGGAGCUGCCUUUUGUCGCUCUGCUGCUCUCAUCCUAAUGGCACUUUUGCUGUUACGGGAUGCGCUAAAUCUCACAACAAACUCAGAUGACGAGGACGAUCCAACUGCCUUCUUCUCGCUUUUCCUUCUUCGCGCUGCUGGUUUUCUCCUCCCAUGUUACAUCAUGGCAUGGGCCAUCGGUAUACUACAACGUCGGAGACAAAGACAGGAAGCAGCGGCUCUAGCUGCCGCAGAAGUUGCUUUCAUGAUACACGGUGGUGGGCCUCAACGCAGAGGACUGCACUUUGCUGUAGCACCGCAGCCGCCGAUAUCCAAUGUCCCAACACCAGUCCCAACACCAGUCUGAUCCUUCCCGGCAAUGAUUCUCCGGUAAGGCUUUUAGACAAAACCUUGAACUUGGUUGUAAGAACUUCAUCUACUUAUGCUUCUUCACAUGUUAUUAUCUUCCUCGUAUGUUUGUGUUCUCUCAAUCUGUUAAAUGUUUACUUCGGCUCUCAAAUAUUUACAAAGAGCUCUCACGGCACUAUGUACAGUCUUAUUAUUAUCAUGACUAUAAAGAUUAUAUUUUUAU
Molecule: messenger RNA, 1227 nt
Organism: Arabidopsis arenosa
Lineage: Eukaryota; Viridiplantae; Streptophyta; Magnoliopsida; Brassicales; Brassicaceae
Source: the annotation of a GenBank genome assembly